Molecule: messenger RNA, 1665 nt
Organism: Meira miltonrushii
Lineage: Eukaryota; Fungi; Basidiomycota; Exobasidiomycetes; Exobasidiales; Brachybasidiaceae
Product: glycoside hydrolase
Exons: 3
Coding region: 1-1665 (554 amino acids)
Biological process (GO): L-arabinose metabolic process
Molecular function (GO): alpha-L-arabinofuranosidase activity
Source: RefSeq, a predicted model, not a curated record
AUGGCUGCAAAUCGCACGACAGACGACAAAAGAACAUCCAAUUUCCUUUCACCCUCUUCCUCCGGUUUGGCACGUGCUUUUCCAUUAGAGAAGCGAGCAGAAGCACAAACAUUGACGAUUUCAGGACAAUCUGUUCGCGAAUCAAAGUUUGGAUUAGGUGUUUUCAUCGAGAACAACAUCAAUUAUGGAACUGAUGGUGGUAUCUAUGCAGAAUUAAUCCGUAACCGUGCUUUUCAAGAUGGAGGCAACUCGGACAAUGUUGGAUCAGGAACUCUUGAAUUUUGGUCUGAGAACGGGGAUGCAAGUUUAACCUUGACAGAAGAAAGUCCUUUAUCUGAUGCAUUGCCAAAUGUUUUUCCACCAACAUGGGAAGGUACGACUGCCCGUCAAGAUCUCGCACAACUACUUGCCGAUCUUAAACCAAUUUAUUUCCGUUUACCAGGUGGCAAUACGCUGGAAGGAAAUUCGCUUAAACAAAGAUUUGUUUGGAAUAAUACCGUUGGAAGCUUGCCAACUCGACCAGGCAGAAAAGGAACUUGGGCCGGGUGGGAUACCGAUGGCUAUGGAUUACAUGAGGCGUACGAUUUAUUCACAAAGAUGGGAGCAGAGCCAAUCUUGGGCGUUUUUGCUGGAUAUACGUUGAAUGGAGUGGCAGUUCCACAAGAUCAAUUACAGCCUUACGUUGAUUCAGUCUCUGAUGAGAUUAAUUAUUUGACCGAUACUUCAGGCACCUGGGCCGACAAACGUACAGCUGAUGGCCAGGCAGAUCCUUGGAAACUUCCCUGGGUCGAAAUUGGUAACGAAGAUUACUUGUCUACGGUCGGUAAUGAUACGUAUAAUGAAUAUCGAUAUGAUGCAUUCAGUGAAGCUGUCAAAUCUGCAAACAAUCAACCUGGCAUCAUCUCUAGCUCUGCUUAUUAUACACCAAAAGAUAAAUUACAAGCAAUCGAUCAACACGAUUAUGACGUCCCACAAAGCCUCAUUCAGCGCUGGUCCGAACGUGAUUCAUGGCCGAGAAAUGGUACACAAAUUCCGGAAUUAGAAUUCAGUGCAUUGAAUAGUGGUCUAUGCUCUGGCGACAUUUAUAACAAUGAAUGCCGAUUGAAAGACCCAACACUAAUGGGAGCACUUUCAGAAGCUACAUUUAUGAUGGGUUUGGAGAGAAAUGGUGAUAUAAGCUUUUCGGCAAUGUAUGCGCCUUUGUUCAAAAAUGAAGCAUCAUCACAAUGGACUCCGGAUUUAAUCGCUUUUGAUAUCUUGAAUAGUGUCAAAACGACUUCAUACUAUACACAGUAUGGCUUUGGUAACAAUCGAAUCGCUCAAGUGCACAAUGUUACUGCAACUAUGGCUCCUGGUCCAGUUUAUUGGAGUGUAGGCACACCACAAGAGAAACCAGAUCAAUUCGUUAUCAAACUGACAAAUGUCGAAGACUCACCCCAAGAUGUUGUCAUUCAGUUAGAGAAUGGAAAAGCAUUCACCCUAUCUGAUGAAGCUCAAUUAUGGCAAAUGGCGGGUACAGAUGCUCAAGCGGCUAAUACCAUCUCUUCACCCAACACGAUCGUACCUACGCAACGUGCUAUCUCUGCCUCGGAUCUCGUAAACGGUGCCUUACACCUCACUUUGCCAGCCUAUUCCUUUGCUAUUGUAAAUAUCAACUCUUCAUAA